CACGCACGUAACCCGCGACUUGCUUUCGGUCGCACUCACGUCCAUCUUCAUUCAAUCAGACUCCCUUUGGCGCAGACUGUCAUACCAAGAUUGUCACGAUCAUCCACAAAGCGAUUUACAAGCCCGCCAACACGUACCCUGCGCACUCAUACAAGAGGGUCGGCCGCGAGAGAUGCCGCCUUCAUCCACUUCUGGCUCUACGCAGCCGACACAUUUCGAUACGGGAGGGAUAGCCAAUCAGGCAUCUUCGCGAAAUGGUUCCUCAGCGACCACCAGCUCACAUCUUUCCAAAGCCACUUCUCCUACGUCGUUUCAAUUCGGCACUGCUUCUUCCGGCGGUUCUUCACCCGCAAUCCACGGUUCCAGCAACCCUGCCAGCGGCAGCGGCAGCAACACGCUCUCCUCUCUCAACGUAGGCACCUUUUCACCCAUCGGCAGAGAGUCCGCAGAGUCCACUGGUAUCGAUUUAAAUCCGACCGGCGGUUCUGGUAGUGCUAUCUCUAGACCUGCUAGCGCUGCUAGCGUCAGAGUGAGAGUGGACAAACCUUCGGUGGAAGCGGCUGAAAAUGCCAGCUUGUUCACACAUCCGCCCACGGGCUAUGAGAGACCUACACUUCAAAUGGGGGAUCAAGGAAAUAUCUUCGCCAGGCGAGGCGGUGCCUGGCCGGCAGCAUACGCGCAGCCGACGUUGUACUCGAGGACGCGGAUCCUCAUCAGCCAGACGAUUGCCAAUACUCUCUCGUCCGUUUUCCUCAUCCUCGUAGUUAUAUGGGCGCUGAGCGUUCGUGUCCUAGCUGCCAUACCCCGAUACCUCACGGGUCAGAACAAGUACGAACCUAGAGGAUGGGACGAUCCCCAUAGAUGGAAACAGGAAGCUUUGGUCAAGGACGUCAGGUACUAUGCGAAGUCUGCUGGAUUCGAAAUCGUCAAUGAGACUGUAGAGACUGCUGACGGAUACUACCUGAGGGUGCAUCGCGUAGUGGAUCCUACCAGGGCGCACGAGAGGCAUAGUGAUGGCAGAGGCGGCUUUCCAGUCUUGAUCAUGCACGGCCUCUUCCAAUCCAGCGGCUCCUUCGUGACCUCCGAAGAGCGCAGCUUGGCGUUCUGGCUUGCUAGGCAAGGAGGUUAUCAAGUGUUUCUGGGCAACAAUCGCGGCGUCUUCGACAUGGGCCACAAGAGCUUCUCCAGGAGUGACCCGCGAUUCUGGGACUAUAACAUUCGUGAGCUUGCGAUCUACGACCUGCCAGCACUUGUGGAUUUUGUAUGCAAAGAGACAGGCUACGAAAAGAUUGGCUUCAUCGGCCACUCUCAGGGCAAUGGCACAGCUUUCAUCAGCUUGAGCAGGGGCAUGGUACCUGAGCUCGGCGAGAGGCUCACCUACUUUGGAGCACUCGCACCUGCAGUCUACGCAGGACCAUUGACCAGCUGCUUUCCAUUCACGACGCUCAGAAAUUUGGAGUGGAAGACGUGGAAGCGAUUCUUUGGAGUGCUUGAUUUCAUUCCCCUCAUGAAGCAGUCGUACGACUGGACGCCAGCGUAUCCCUAUGCUCUGCUCGGAUAUCAAAUGUUCGCCUUCCUGUUUGCUUGGACGGAUGCCAAUUGGUUGGAGAGGCGCAAGCCAAAGAUGUUCAGGUUCACACCACAGCCAGUCUCUUCUGCCUCGAUCUACUGGUGGGCAGGCAAAGGCGGGUUCGCGUCAAGAGGCUGCACUCUGGAUCCUACGUCUGGAAAGUGGUACGACAAGCGAUUCCCUCCUCUUGCCAUAUACUCGGGAGGAAUGGACUUUUUGGUCUUGACAGACCCUCUGCUGGAACGCCUAGAGACGGUGGAGAAGGAUGUCAAGCUUAUCAGAGCAAAGAGGCAGGAAGAAGCUGAACAUUGCGACCACUUUUGGGCUUGCGAUGCGGUAGAGUGGUGUUUCUGGGACAUUCUGGAGGAUCUCGAAUCUACAAGACCGAUGUAUCCAGAGGAGAAGGAGGCGGGCAGGAAGCUCCCCGCCAAGCCGGACGAGGCUGUGGACCCGAACGAGCGGGCCAUUUCGAAGGGCCAAAAUCCUCAAGAAGCUAGACUGGUCGAUACAGACUAAGUAUGCGUUGCAGUCGACGCAUGCACCGGGCGUGCUCGCACCAGCUGCCACUCUGGAGUCGCUCUAAGCACCCAAAGCACGAUUCCUGUCUUUCACGGUUCGAUUUCGUGCUGCAUUCUCUCUCCUUUCGGACUGCACUUGUUCGCAAAGUUUUCCCCUUUUCUUUCUAUUCCUUGCCACCUUUUCUUCAUCUUUUACUUUGACUCGGGAAGCGGGAAGAUGCACCACCUGCCCUGUAAUGCCACGCAUGACGACCUUCUCUCCAACUGUGUCUUGCCGUCUAUGAAGCUUUCUUGCGCUAAUAUCUUGCACCUGCGACGGCAC
Messenger RNA from Ceraceosorus guamensis, 2410 nucleotides. RefSeq names its product alpha/beta-hydrolase. Gene Ontology annotation, biological process: lipid metabolic process. NCBI's taxonomy places the organism in Eukaryota, Fungi, Basidiomycota, Exobasidiomycetes, Ceraceosorales, Ceraceosoraceae. The coding region runs from base 173 to 2086 and encodes 637 amino acids. The transcript has 5 exons. The record is from RefSeq and is a predicted model, not a curated record.